Messenger RNA from Rhodamnia argentea, 1865 nucleotides. RefSeq names its product UBP1-associated protein 2C-like. Bases 135 to 1517 code for a protein of 460 amino acids. Gene Ontology annotation, molecular function: RNA binding. NCBI's taxonomy places the organism in Eukaryota, Viridiplantae, Streptophyta, Magnoliopsida, Myrtales, Myrtaceae. The record is from RefSeq and is a predicted model, not a curated record. The transcript is spliced from 2 exons.
CCGUUGCGUGAACGGCCGUCCUCGAAUCUGUACUCCUUCGUCCUUCUUCUGCGCUUCUUCGCCUUCGCGUUAGGGUUUAACAGCAAAAAAUCUCUAGUCUUCCAACUUCCUCUUCUUCAUCCGACGCAAAAUCCAUGGAGUCUUUCACCGUCCCUUUCGCGGUGGACCUCUCUAAGAAGCGCAAGCUCGAAGAGAACAACGGGUUCGCGCCGCCGACGGAGCAAUCGGACACCAUCCCCGCGCUCGCUCCUGUCGAGGCUCGCAAGAUGUUCGAGCCCUUCACCAGAGAGCAGCUCCUCGACGUCCUUCAGGACGCCAUCAUCAACCACCCCGAUGUGCUCUAUGCGGCCCGCGCCCUGGCGGACGGCGACGCCACGCAGCGGAAGCUAUUCGUCCGCGGCCUCGGAUGGGAGACCACCACCGAGGGGCUCCGCUCGCUCUUCUCUGUGUACGGGGAGAUCGAGGAGGCCGUUGUGGUCCUCGACAAGGCCACGAAUAAGAGCAAGGGUUAUGGUUUCGUCACGUUUAAGCAUGUGGACGGCGCGCUCCGUGCUUUGAGGGAGCCGAGCAAGAAGAUUGAUGGCCGGGUCGCAGUUACCCAGCUCGCUGCCGCUGGUAAUGCCGGGUCGAAUGUGAAUCCCGUGGAUGUUUCCAACAGGAAGAUUUAUGUAGGUAAUGUGCCAAUUGAUAUGCCCUCGGAUAAGCUUUUGUCUCAUUUUUCUGUGUAUGGUGAGAUUGAGGAGGGCCCACUGGGGUUUGAUAAGCUGACUGGGAAGUCAAGGGGUUUCGCUCUGUUUGUCUAUAAGACGAUGGAAGGAGCGCAGGCUGCGUUGGUGGAUCCGGUGAAGACAAUUGACGGGAGACAGUUAAACUGUAAGUUGGCGAUCGAUGGGAAGAAGAAACCUGGCGCGGGACCUAUGGGAGGUCAUGGUGCAUCUGGUGGGCAUGGGGAUCGCCCAGUUGAUGGAAUGGGAAUGGGUGGCGUACCUUCCUUUCAGGGGUCUGUUCCGGGGCAGUAUGGUCCGAAUUCAGUUGGAGGUUACGGUGGGUUUUCGGGUCAACCAUCGGUGGGUCUGAUGAAUUCAGCUUCAAUGGGCGGCCCCAGUGCGACUUCUAUGAGCAAUCAGGCUCCAUCCCUGGGCGGUGUCGGUGGUUUUGGUGCUGGACUAGGUGGUCCAUAUAGUGGUUAUGGUGGGCAUGGGUCUGCAGGCUAUGGAGGGAUGGGUAAUGCUCUGGGCGGACUUGGUUCUGCUGGGGGUUUUGGUGGCGUUGGUGGUGGUUUGGGCGGUGCUGCUGGUGGACUGGCCGGCGUGGCUUCAGGUUUUGGAGGUGCUGCCACUGGAUCAUCUCUGUAUCGGCCUUCAGGUGGGUAUCCAGAAGGGGGGAACUAUGGGUUGUCAUCAUCAUCUGCUUAUCCAAGUCAGACUCAGCAGCCAACAGGGACCUCUCCUGUGCCAAGGGUUCCCCAAGGAGGAAUGUAUCCAAAUGUGCCUCCAAAUGUGCCUCCUUAUUACUGAGACGGGACGCCUUGUGAGUAAGGGCAGAGGCCAGGGAAGUUCCAAGAGAUGGGUCUCCGCCACCAGCUGUGACGUUGUAUUGUGUUAGAGUUGGAUGAAUUUCAGGCGAUGCAAUUGUUGAAAAGUGUCAAUUCUUAUGAACUCUGUGAGACAGAUGACUACUGAAAAUUAGGACAUGAGCUUGCUAAGUUUGCAGAUUUUGUAUUUGUAGCACUCGUCAGGGCAGGAUGUUUCUCAUGCGAUGCUACACAAAUCAUCGAUUUUUGUUUGCUCAAAAAAAAUUUGGAAAGUAAAUUUGAUCUACUGAAAUUUGAGAUCGAAAUUUUUUCAAUAUAUUACUCUUCCGAA